This is a messenger RNA of Microstroma glucosiphilum, 8622 nucleotides long. RefSeq lists its product as hypothetical. The transcript has a single exon. Lineage: Eukaryota; Fungi; Basidiomycota; Exobasidiomycetes; Microstromatales; Microstromataceae. The record is from RefSeq and is a predicted model, not a curated record. Bases 219 to 8420 code for a protein of 2733 amino acids. Gene Ontology annotation, cellular component: site of polarized growth; cell cortex. Gene Ontology annotation, biological process: cell morphogenesis.
CGCCGGCCUUCCCUUUCUCAUCGCUGGCCGAGCGACUUAUACCCCGUCCUUUCCAUAUCAAAGCUGGGCUUUGGUAGCAGGCCAAGGUGGUCAGAGUCUCAGUGCUUUGCACAACGCGACGACCACUCACGAACAAUUCCGCACGAGAGUAUCUUACGAGGACCUCACCAUAGACGCGCCUCCCUCCCAUUGCUUCCCGUACUUCGCUUGGAAGCGUGAUGGAAGGCGCUCAGAUCUCCAUCCCAGACUUGGACGACGAUGAGAUCUUCAACAACCUGCCUCAGCCGGCCUUCGCCACGACGUCGGUGUCGGGCCCAGCUGCCUCGGUGUCUGGCAGCGAUCUUGGCAGAGGCUCCUUCGAAUUAGCAGGCCCUUCGCGGCCAUGGCUGUCUCAUGGCAGGUCAGGAUCUGGUACCAGUGGAGAGUCAAGUCUGAUGGGUGCAGAAGGCUCUGGAGGCGAUGCGCUGACGCAGCCGAACGGCAAGGCUUCUAGCGGACCGUGGGCUUUUCCCAGGAAGACCUCUUUCGCAAGUCUCAAGGCUGCCAUCAAGGGUGGAGGGAGCGGCAAUGCGCCUCCUUCAUCCUCACAGCUAGCAGAGGCCUCGUCGGCUAGACCGUCUUUCUCCAAAGCACCGAGUGGCUCUGUAGCCACGCUAAGCACGACACCGAAGAAGAGCGGAUCCUUACCUUAUUCACAUCACGGCAGAAGUCAAAGCCAAGUCUCUGGUAGUCAAAGUCGUAGCCAGGGUCAAGCAGCUCAGCCUCCAUCUGCAUCUUCGUCUUCCGCAUAUCCCUCACAUCGAACCCAUGGCCAACAGGCCUCAUUCUACUCUGAGCAAUCCGCCGGCACAGGCACUGGAAGCUCUGGGGCUGGAUAUCCUGCCCAGCCACCCCUGCCAGCGUUUCCGGAGCAGUUCCACACAAACAGCAAUGCUGGCACAAGCUACGCUCUCCCACUCAGACCCUCCGAAAGCGAAAGUGCUUUGUUACCUCCUCGCCCUUCGGGAGAAUACCUCGAAGGCGACCUGGGCCACAGCCAGCAAUCCCCAGCAACACACUUUGAUCCUCACGGGAAGUACCAGUCGGAUGGUGAUCUGGCAGGGUAUGGGUGGGUGAAUGGCCCUUCUCAGACUGGACCGAAUUACUUCAGCCCAAUGGCCGCUGCCGCUGCUGCUGCUGCCCGCUCUGCUUCUGCUGGUCCCAGUAAGCUCGGUACAUUACCCAACGGGAUCGGCUCGCCAAAUCCGCGUACGCCAUCCGAAUAUGCCCUGAAUGUCCUCAUGUCGCGCUAUUUGACGCGGACAAGAAUCAAGGUACAAGGUGUACUCAAUCACGGCAUGUCAGCAGAACCACUGCUAGAGCAGUCGUUCGGUCAUCGUGUGGACGAAGAAUUCGAGGCUCUUCUUGCAUCCAUCGCUCAUGUCUCGCGGAGCAAUCCGAAGCUGGUGGUGGAAAGUCUCUUCAGCUGGCAGGCAAUGCACAUCGAUAGUCCCGUCGAUGCAGAGACCGUUCGAAGAGCAAUGUCGGAAGCUGCACACCUGAAUGCGAGCCAGCAAUCGAUAGCUGCAGCAGCAGUAGCGGGAAGCAACAGCAAUGGCGGUGCCCAGACUUCUGGUAUCGGCGGUGGCGUCAAAGACAUUGCCACCAUUCUCAGCAGACGGCGAUUCUUGGCCUGCACGUACAUCUUGUCCCGAACCCUCAUCGAAGUCAGUAAGCAACUCCAGCCCGGAGCACUCGGAGAAAGCAGCCUCAACAGCUUCCUCUCGAACGUCUUUGAGCUGUUGCAGGACUGCUCAAGGAAUCGACUGCCAAAGUCGAUGAUGCAGAAUACUGCGUUCGAAGAAGUAUCACGUUUGCUCGGCGAGCUCUCCAAAAAAUACUUUAUGCCGAUCGGAGAUCGCUUCAUCUCCAUGCUCGAGCAUUGCGCAAAGUUGCCGCCCUCAAAGAACGUCGAGCUGUCUCAAGAAACUGCCGUUCUAGGGAUGCGCCAUCUUUCCAUCACUGUCUUCCCCAUGGAGACCUUCGAAGAAGGGGCCGAGUUCCUCGAGACGAUAGCCCGCUUUUUCGCUGGGGCGCAUGGACAGAGAGUCAAGUGCGCAUAUGCGGAGACUUUGACGCAUCUGAUACUGCCGGUGGCUCAGUCAGCUUCGGCCGAGAUCAAUCAUCCGACUUGGCAAAAGGCCAUGGAUAUUGUAGGACCUCGAGCCUACACCAUGGCUACGAAACCAAGAUACUGGCCCAUUGCCUACCCUCUGUAUGUCGCAACGCUGUGCGGGUCGUCAGACGAUACAUUCUCCCAAGGUUUUGCCGGCGCUGGAAAUUGGGGCUGGACUACGUGCCUCGAGUCAGCUCUGCCGCGACUGAAGGAUCGUAAUCUGAGGCCGAUCGUCUUGAAUGCUGCUCUCAGACUGAUCUGGGUUUACAUGUUCCGAUGUCGAGAAAGCACCACCACUACAACGAAAAGGCUGGGCGCCUUCUUCCGACAGUGGUUCCCUGCUACGAGACCUGCUGUCAUUAUCGGCGCCGAGACUUCGCACGCACCGCAUGUUGCGAUGUUGCAUUUGGUACUGUAUCGACACUUUGAAUUUGGUCGAGAUCUCAUCCUCGAGUUUCUUCGCCACAGUGCCUUGAGUGGAUCUACCCUCUCUCUGCAAACAGAUGUCCUGACGCCGCCGCGCAUGAUUGCUGCCAUCCGAGCAGUGAUGAUGGUGUUAGACGCCCACGUCAAAGGCGAGUCGCCACCAUUUCCUUCCAGUGCGGACUUUGGUCGGUACGAUCUGGUUGACUUCAACGGGAUGGGCGACGAGCUACCAGACAGCUUCAGUUCCCCCAAGCCGGACAUAGGGGAUGCACAAAUCAAGUUCAAUGAUCUGAUAGGUAAGAUCGCGCUCAUCUGCGACCACCAAGUUGCUACCACCACUGUCUUCGACGAAUCCGUCAUUGUCCUGCGAGGGGGACCUGUCAGCCAUGGCGUGGGAUCUACCAUUCCAGGUACCCAAUCAAUGGCAAGUAUGGCCGCUCUGGUUGAUCACGAGCGACAUAUCAUGCGGCAGCACCCAAGAACUAAGUUGACGGUAGCGUACGUAAGAGAGCAACAACCAUACGUCGAUCUGCUCCGAGCCUGCUUUGAAUCUUGGCCACGAUGCCUUGCCUCUAGCAUUCCCUUCGCAAGUGUUCUCUCUGUCCUAUUCCGCGCCACGUUCAGUGCAGACCCAGAUUUGGGCGAUGCAGCGUCUCAAACGUUGAGGAGGAUAGCUCAGCAGCGUAGCAAUGGCGCUGCUGCCGUCGUCUCAGGCUUUGGACGAUUCAUCUUUCGCACAAAUACGAUCUUCUGGGAGACCCAUCCGCACCAGAUCUCGCUUCUACCGAAGGUGGAAGCAGCGGUCAAGGUCUGGCUGGAUUUCCUCAACAUCUGGCUUGGCCAAUUGAGGGCUAGCCAGGCUGACGGAGAGCAAGGUGUCGACGCUAAGAUGGAGAGGACCAGUGCUUGGGCCAUCAAUGACGAGGUCGAGGCAUAUGGUCUCCUGCUCUUGUGUUCGGGCCAUCGACCGCUUCGACGGCUAGCGAUUAGCACUCUGAGAAUCGUCUCGAUCCUUGAUGAAGCAUUUGCGACGCCCGGAGGCGAUGUGCGCGCAGGUGCGGGUGCGCCUGGCGUUGAUGGCUUCCCUGCUGUGGCCGAGCCGACGCGUAUCAUCCAUCUCCUCGAUCUGCCAUGCCGUACGUUCUGCAAUGUUGACGACUCACGUCUCAAUGCCGAUCAGCGCCAGAAGGUCACAGAGUGGAACCGCAACAACAGCAUGAACCCUCUCAGCGACUUGGCCGAGAGUGAUCUGUCAAUAGAGCACUCGCUUUGGCAGCAUGUUCUUCCGCGCUUUCUGCGUAAUUGUUUGGAACGCUUCCCCACUACUGUGGCAGUCUUUCGCUCUCAUGUCACGAAUAGACUGCUCAGCAUGGACUCAGCAGUCGGGAUCGCUGCAGGUCUGGUGCCACGAGCGCCAACUAUGCAUGGUGGGUCCACCGUCAGAUCGAUCCCUGCUUCCCCAGCAGCAUCGCUCGGACUGGCACCCACGUCACAGUCGACGGCGUCUCCGGCUGACCAAUCCCUCAUGACAGAGCAUUGGAAGAUGUACAUCCUCGCCUUGUGCACAACGACAACCUCCACUGAGGGCUCACGAGGUGCCGUCAAUACAGCUGCUCAAUGGCGGCAGCAGCAAAGCGGCGAAGUGGACGCUUCAGAGCGGGUCAUUGCAGCUCGCGACCUAUUUCAGAAGCUCGUCCCUUUCUUGGCCUCGGAUCAGGCAAAAUUUCGAGAAGCAGCAGUCAUGGCGCUAGGUAACAUCAACCUCAAUUUGUAUCGCACGCUCCUAGAGACCUUGCAGUCUGUCAGCUCUCAAAUCAACGAGGGAGGUCGCAAUCGAUCCAUGGGAAGGACUACGGCAUCCGCCCGUCGUCAUACCCGCCUCAGGACUGCUCUCGCUCACGUCGUUCAGCUGACAUCUUCUCACAUGUCUGGGGACUCCACUUUGUCGGAUACUGCCAUUAUGAACCUGGUCAUUGGAUGGGUGAAGGACACUUUCAAUUUUCUCAUCGCCAAGGAAGUUGAGCUAGACUGGGAUUUUCAGCUCCUUCGUCGAUACUUCUGUGGAGUGGUCGAGGAUCUAUACAGAGGAUUGGCCUCGCGAAACGAGUGCGAUCGCUUCUUUCCAUUUACCACGCGUCUAAGAAUGUUCAGGAUGUUCGCAGACUGGUACGCCUACAGUCAAUCGGCGAGAGAUGGCCCCUCGAAGCUGGCCAAUCUUCUUGCGAGUGUCGCAGGGCAAGCGAGGGACGAGAAGCAGAGAGAGCACACCAUAACCACACUGCGGGAUGAGACCCAGGCUCUCUCGUUCCACGCCAGUGACGCUAUGGCGACUAUGUGCAUGGGGCCCAUUAAGGAUAAAGUCACGCCUACGACCAACACUCCUUUCGAGCCUACAUGGUUAGUGGUCUGGCUGGAAGGGCUGUUCAAAUCACCGUCUCCGAUCAAUCAAGGCGUUGCGAGACGCGCUCUGCACGCAGUGCUGCAGCAGAAUCCCAGCAAUGCUGAACUAGUCAACGCCGCCAUCGUGAGCUCUUUCCACGAACUCGACAAGCUCAGAGCCCCACAAUCAUUGUUCGCUUGUUUGUGCGAAAGCAUAGUCAGCUUGAACUCUGUGGAGGUGCCGUUGCACCACGUAUUCUGCCUUGGUCUGACCAAAUUGGGUCAUCCUGACACAGAACUUCGCAGAAAAGCCUUUGCCCUCGUCGAGUGGACCGUGAAGAAGAACAUGCCAGACCUCUCUUUGCACGACAUCGAAGUAGGUGUGAACAGUCCACUACCUGCCACUUAUCUUCGUGCCCAGCGCGAGGUGUCCGCCUAUCUUGCACACCACUUCUCGUCGCUCAAAGUAGCUAUGGUCUGCGAGUUUACAUUGAGGCUCAACGUGAUCGAUGCUUCGCGCAGAUCGACCACGCUCGGCCUCCUCCCGGAUUGGCUGAGGAGCAUAGACCUCUUACAAGGCGCCGAGCAAGCUGGUGGGGACAAUAGCUUGACCUACUGUUCGAUGCUGGUCCUCAGCAACCUCCUCUUCCUGACGAUCAAACAUGGAGAUGAGCACAACUUCGAGAUACAAGACGCCUGGGCAAGCCUAGCGGAAGGCGGGCAGAUCCUUCUCAAUGCUAAUGCGAUUAUCAAGUUCUUGGUUGAGCAGGGGCUCUGUUAUCCCACCCCCAGCUUCGUUGUGCAGGCCAAGCGAGUCGUCUCUUGCCUCUCACACACUAUCAUAGGACCUUUGAUGUUCGACGAACUCUGUGCCUUCAUUGAGCCGACGACGAUGAUCCCAGUGCCACAGAGCGAGAUUGCGGUGCAGACAAGUACUGCCGAACAUGCGACUCUAUACCGAGCGGCGCUGACAUCGGUUUUGCCCGAGCCGUCUUCUCGCAUGGUCUUCUCUCCCGGCCAAUUGGCUCUCCUCUUCAUUGGCGAGCUGACCUACGAAAGAUCCGAUCGAUUGAGCACCAAGCUACCCAGCCUCUUGCACGCCAUCUUUGUGCAGAUCGAUAGCUUUGUGCCCUUCAUGCAAGAGCAGGUGGUUGGCAUGUUUGAGCAGCUGCUGCGGAGCAUGGCGGCUAUGAGUGCCGUGGCUGUUCUGCAGGCAGGCGAAAUGUCUGCCAAGGCGCAGGUCGAGAACCUCUGCACAAAUUGGACAUUCUGGUCCCAUGAUGACUCGGAGGUCGUCUUUGACGAGAUGAAGACCCCAAGAUCGAUGCGGAUCCUUCUCACAGAGACUCUCAACAUCUUGCAACCCUUGGCCCCAGACCUCGCGGAGCAGUGGGGCAACAUCGCACUGUUCUGGGCUACUUCCGGCCCAGUCCGACACCUUGCCUGCCGCUCCUUCCAAGCUUUCCGGAUCUUGCUACCAUUUGCAACACCCACGAUGCUGGCAGAUAUGCUUGGGCGCCUGUCCAAUACCAUAUCUGAUCCGAAUGCCGGAAUCCAGUCGUUCUCGCUGGAGAUUCUGUACACUCUCACUGCCCUUGUGAGGUGGACAGACGACAGUGAAGACCAGCAGCACCUCUUUAGCCAGACGUUCUGGGCCGCCGUUGCCUGUUUGAGCACUGUCAAUGAAGGUGAAUUUGAGGUAGCCAUUGACAUGCUUGACGGCCUCCUUGACAAGCUAGACAUCGGUGAGCCUGAAGUUAUCAGCCUGCUCUUGUCCAAGCUUCCUGAAGGCUGGGAGGGCGAGAGGGGCGCUAUACAGCCCCUAGUCUUGAGAGGCCUCCGAUCUUCGGUCACUUCGGCUACGUCUUUCAAGGUCCUCUCCCGUCUUGCAAAGAUCCAGGACUGUACGCUGAUCGACGCAUCCCCCGAUGACCGGCUAGCAUUCCUGUUCGUCAAUGCUCUGCCUUGGUUCCUGCAGAGUACUGAUGCUUUAGCUCAGGCGAGGGAUGAAGCUGUCCUGACUUUAGCCGAGGAUAUCGCCACGUUGGCCGAAGCACGAGGGAAAGCAGACCUCGCUAGAGUUGCUUCAUCUAUAGCCAAGGCUCGCUUCAGGACCAAGGAUGAUCUUGUGAGACAGGCCAUCAACUGCGUGAGAGCCAACUUCCUUCCUCGAUUGGCUCCCCGGCUGGCUGUGUCUCUUCUCGGCUUGACGCUCAAUCAGCACGAAUGGCUGAGGAACCAGACGAUGCAAGUCUUGAAGAUCUUCUUCCAGGUGGUUGACACUCGGUCGGAUGAGUUCGCCAGGCUAGGGUCGGAGCUGCUCAUGCCGCUACUACGUCUGCUCUCCACGCCGCUUGCAGCUCAAGCAUUGGAGGUCCUGGAUGAGCCUAUCGCAAUUCAUGGCGGACCUGCUGCGAAUCAGAUCCUGCGAAUGAGCUUGCAGUGGGGAAACCCCAGUCGCAGAAGAGAGCAGGCCAGCGAUGCUGCAAUCUUUGGCGCUCCAGACGACAGCGGCUGGGCCGUGGCCAAUCCGCAAGAGCUGACCUCGCGGACCCGCAUCAAUGUCCAAGCAGUCUUCAAGAUGUGCGAGAUGACUUUGGACGUUGCGCCGGUGUCGAUGGUCGACUUUGUCAACGAAGAUUAUGGCAUGGUCGAGGAUGGCCAAGACUACCUACUCAGUGGAAGCGGCGCUGGUAUCAGUAUGAGUAGUGACGUCGAUGGUACCACGGGUGACACCAUUGAGGGGGUGGGUCUGGGAGACCUGGUCAACCAGCUUCAGGAUCUCAGCUCCUUCUUCGCCGACGACCAGGGAAGCGCAGGCGACCUCACUGAGUCCUCUGCCUCUCUCACAAUGACUGAGGCGGACGGACGCUAUCGUGGACCCCAGGGCAAUGCGAGGGUCUUAGCAAGCUCUGGUAUGCCCAAUGCCAAUGGAAGGGCUCGAUACGGUGGCGGCAACAGGCACUACGGACAAACCCUCCCGGAGGAGGACGAAGGGGAAAGCGAGCACAACGACAACGAUGUUGCAUUGGCCUCGGACGAUGAAGACGAAGACGAUCAGGACCAAGAUACGACCCUGGAUGCUGCACGAACCACGCCUUUGCCGCCCACUGCAGACAACAGCUUCACGGUUCUGGGCGGCCUCCCAAUGGAUGCAGCUCCAUCGUCAAGGUCUACGGCGGGCCCGACACAUCGGCCAAAGCAGUCUUCGGGCAGCGAGGCCUUUGACCCAGACCUGAUGCAGGGAGCUGCUCGGACGCCCAUUGCGGAAGAGUUGAGUGGUUGGGAUAGAGGAGCUACGGCAGGUGGUAGAGGCGGUCCCUGGCGGGAGGUAGCAGGAGGGGGAGGGGCAAAAGGAAACCGGCGAUCUUUCUUUUACAGAAAGGCGUCUACAGACGGCGGUAGUGGUGGGUCGGGUAGCGGAGCGACGCACUCGCCGGUCGGACCGGACUACUCAUGAGGACGAGGUGCCGUGCAGAUGCUUGUAUUUGUCGUGAAGAGAAAGAAAUGUACCAUAUGAAGACGCCUAAUCAGCUAACGUCUCGGCGAACGCGCACGAUAGUCCCUGUCUCGAGCGUGUUCCCGGUCUCGCCGAUAGCCAUCGUCGCGAUCACUCCGCCUCCGGUCCUCGGUACGAUAGUCGUCUCUCGGCCGAGUGCCUG